AUGGCAGACCUGGAUGAAGAGGCCAUCAACCAGCCCCCUAGCUCAUCGCAUGACUCUGGUGCUAAUAUUGAUCAGGAUGUCUCUGACGAAACACAGGAUUUCCGCUUCUUGAGCAGCUUUGCUACACUGUCAGACCCCACACAGCCCCAGACACUUCCUCGGCGGGGAGACAAAGACUUUGAACCCAACCCAACCCUUCACCAAGCCAAUGUCCUAACUUCUGCGCGCAAUGCAAUGCACAAUGCUCUCUCUUACCCACGUCUACAUAACCCGAAAAGCCGAAUAAUAGGUAUCUACUAUCCUGAUGGUCUCCAGAGCGGCGCUUGUGUCUGUGUUCCCAACCCCAAAGGGCAGCAUUUCCGAACAAUGGCCCAGGCCGAUAGUUUGAAUCGCAUGUGGUUGCUGCCAGAAGAAGCGCUCUAUUUACUUGAGAGAGGCAGCCUGGACAUUAGGUGGCCGGCAGAGGAUACCUGGAAGAAAGGAAUACCAGAGACUUCUUCGUUUGAGCUGGAGGGAACCGUUCCUAUGAGCCUACAAGCUGCAUAUGCGUGUUUCCUUGGCCGUAGCGGUUUGACCAUGGAAAGAUUCUCAGUGUACUCGGGAUUGAGACGCGGAGGUUAUGUUGUCGUUCGCGCUGAGACUUGGGACGAAGAAGAUUGCACACCAGACCUUCAGACGCAAAAAGAAUCUAGGAAGCCGGUACCAACGCCCGCUCCUGGGAUUAUGAGUAUUUUUGCAGAACUGUUCAGAUCUAUAUUUUCCAUGAGAACGAAAGGGAACACCGCCCAUGGACCUGUCAUAGGUUUAGGGAUACAUCGAAGCUACAAUAAUAUCUACCGCUCUCUAUCCAUUAUACCUGCAUAUGAUCCUUCUCGCCCUGACGAUGAAAUUAACAAAACACCUCCAUCCUCUCCUUACAAAAUAGCCUUCCAUGUUUAUAAGCCCUCUACGCCAUAUAAGAAAUCCAACCCAGGCCCACCAGACUUUAGACUUGCUGUUGUCGAUGCCCGGUCGAACCCCGUUAUCCCCACGCUUGAGAAUCUAAGCGCUCUUCUGGCCAGUACUCCACAAGACCCGCCUCGCGGCGAGAAGAUGGAUCGAUUACUCUAUAUGCGUCUUCGACAUGGGUACCGAAACGUGAUACUAGCGGUAGUGGAUCAGGGAGUCGUUAGUUAUCUGCGUAUCAGCGACGCUGGGUUUAUGAAGGAGCCUUUACAUUCACAGAAACGGAACCUUGGGCCUGGCAAUAAAGGAGGCCGGCGCCCAUCUAACAAAAAGCGAUAG
Messenger RNA from Trichophyton rubrum CBS 118892, 1284 nucleotides. RefSeq lists its product as uncharacterized. The record is from RefSeq and is a predicted model, not a curated record. The transcript is spliced from 3 exons. NCBI's taxonomy places the organism in Eukaryota, Fungi, Ascomycota, Eurotiomycetes, Onygenales, Arthrodermataceae. The coding region runs from base 1 to 1284 and encodes 427 amino acids. Gene Ontology annotation, cellular component: tRNA-intron endonuclease complex. Gene Ontology annotation, biological process: tRNA-type intron splice site recognition and cleavage.